AUGAUUCUGAACCUCCAGAAUGAAAGAGUUUCUGACCCAAUCUGUAUCUUUCCAGGAAACCGCCACGGCCUUCUGGUUCCAAACAACACAACUGACCAGGAACUGCAGCACAUCCGAAAUUGUCUUCCCAGUUCUGUCAAGAUACAGCGAGUGGAAGAGAGACUGUCGGCACUCGGGAAUGUCAUUGCCUGCAACGAUUACGUGGCGCUGGUCCAUCCCGACCUGGAUAGGGAGACCGAGGAGAUCCUUGCAGAUACCUUAAAGGUGGAAGUGUUCCGUCAGACAAUAGUGGAUCAGGUUCUGGUGGGAUCCUAUUGCGCCUUCAGCAACCAGGGGGGCUUGGUGCACCCAAAGACGUCCAUAGACGACCAGGAAGAGCUGUCUUCAUUGCUGCAAGUUCCCCUCGUGGCAGGCACGGUGAACCGGGGCAGCGAGGUCAUCGCUGGCGGGAUGGUGGUCAACGACUGGUGCGCCUUCUGCGGACUGGACACCACCAGCACCGAGCUGUCUGUCAUUGAGAGCGUCUUCAGACUGGGUGACGCUGCACAGCCCUCCGCCAUUGCCACCACCAUGAGGGACUCGCUGAUUGACAGCAUGGCAUAAGAUAACGAUGGGCGCCCCAUCUUCAUCAUUUUGUCAACAUUGCACGUGCACAAACUCACCUCCAGAAGCAGGGACCGCGGACAAGCCAGAAAGCGAAAUGUUGGCGUGCCUGAAUGGGUUCAGGCACUUCUGGAAUAUCGGACACUGAAGAUUGGACAUGGUGAUGGUCUUUGUUUAUGUGGAGAGCGCAUUAUUUUACAUGUCCAUUAAACUUUUUAAAAAGA
Molecule: messenger RNA, 827 nt
Organism: Nerophis ophidion (straightnose pipefish)
Lineage: Eukaryota; Metazoa; Chordata; Actinopteri; Syngnathiformes; Syngnathidae
Product: eukaryotic translation initiation factor 6-like
Exons: 5
Coding region: 1-603 (200 amino acids)
Biological process (GO): maturation of LSU-rRNA; cytosolic ribosome assembly; ribosomal subunit export from nucleus
Cellular component (GO): cytosol; preribosome, large subunit precursor; nucleolus
Molecular function (GO): ribosomal large subunit binding
Source: RefSeq, a predicted model, not a curated record